CAACCCAAUGGGCUUGUAUCUUCGGAGAGUACCAGACCAAAGGUAUCUGUUACGGAGCUAAUGGUCUUGUCAAGCCCACGCAAAGAACAGAAGAAGAAAAAACUGCCGUCGCGUCUCCUCGCCGGCGUUCUACCGAGUCGCCGCCAUGCCCGCCGCCAAGUGUCUGAUGCACUGGCACCCGAACCCCGGCGUGACGCUCAACAGCCAGAUCCUGGCGGAGGCCUGCGGCUGCGCGGAGUCCCUGGGUGGCACCAAGGACGGACGCUGGAAGACCUCCAUCAUCUUCUACCGCCCGAUGACGCGAGACGGCACGGCCGCUGGCGGCGCGCAGCAGCAGCAGCCCAACGACGUGGCCCGCGAGCUCCUUGGUGUUGCGCUCCACGAGCGCCCCGGCCUCUACUUCUCAAUCCUCCGGCCCCAGCGCCUCGUACUACAGGCCGACGCCGCCUUCCCCCUGGUCAUGGAGAAGCUCCAGUCCUACAAGGCCCGAGUCACCCUAAACUUCGAGGGAUUUCAGUAUCAACUGGGUGAUUUUUGCCUGAGGAUAGGGAAAUGUGUUCCUAACAACUCUGAAACACUCAGAGGAAUCAUGAUGGAGGUAGAGUAUUAUCCCCUAUCAUCCAUCGAAAAGUCCAGGGCAAUUAUGGAAGACUUCUUUGACAUAUGGCAGGAAACACUUGCAAAGAAGUCACUGCCUGGUCGUUUCAUCCAUGUAGAGUCUAAUUUUUCAGAUUAUGGUCUUUCAGAUAACUAUUCUUUCCAGCACACAGCAAUUCAGUAUGCUACCUGCCUGCAACAACUUAUGGCAGCUGUGAGGGCCUAGAUCUCCUGAUGAAAGUUGAGUAUAUCAUGCUGUGUAUCUUGUCCCAUGAUCCUUGUAUUAUCAACAAGUGGCAGGACCUUUAUCUUAUCUGAUGAAAUGCAACUGAUUUGCUCGUACUCUGGUUAAGUUAUCCCUUCACCUACCAGAUUUGAAAUGUUUAACUUGAUUUACCUGUAAUGGCCAUUGUUAGAAACUGAGUUACUGUGACAUGUAUUUGCAAUAGAUGCCCGGUGCUGUCUGUUUACAAACUACA
This is a messenger RNA of Brachypodium distachyon (stiff brome), 1076 nucleotides long. Its product is annotated as mediator of RNA polymerase II transcription subunit 20a. The record is from RefSeq and is a predicted model, not a curated record. Gene Ontology annotation, biological process: regulation of transcription by RNA polymerase II. Gene Ontology annotation, molecular function: transcription coactivator activity. NCBI's taxonomy places the organism in Eukaryota, Viridiplantae, Streptophyta, Magnoliopsida, Poales, Poaceae. Gene Ontology annotation, cellular component: mediator complex. The transcript has 4 exons. The coding region runs from base 146 to 823 and encodes 225 amino acids.